This is a messenger RNA of Scutellospora calospora, 210 nucleotides long. The record is from the annotation of a GenBank genome assembly. Lineage: Eukaryota; Fungi; Glomeromycota; Glomeromycetes; Diversisporales; Gigasporaceae.
ACAUCAUUUGUCCAUGACACGUAUCUACAUGCUGUUGUAUACAAAGAGACAGAAGACAAUGAAGAUUUAGAACAGGUUUUCAGACAAUAUUCCUCACAGCAUCUAUAUUCAUCUCCACAUAGUGAUGAAUCAUCAGUAAAAGGGCAUUUUCCAUUCAUACCACAAGUCAUCGAAUUGAGAGAAUUCUAUAUAUUUUUCAAAGUAUUAUAA